UUAGAGUCCUUGCUGUUACAAACAUUUUGAACAAGCAUCCAGUCUGAGUAUAUAUAUUUUUUUUGAUUCUUCCCACCGGUCAUGGCAGCCGUGAAUAAGGCCAUUGCUACUGGUCUCUCUCUUGGCUAUGUCACUGAAAGAAAUGACAUGAAAAUGAAUAAAUUUAUGUCGUUUAUACAAGAUAUGUAUUAUCAAAUAAUGAUUGAGAAAUAGGCCAAGGAUCAUCGAAACAAAAUUCUCAUGGCCAGAAAAGUUCUCAAGAUGAAUAACAAAUGCCUUGAUCCAUUUACAUAGACAAGUCAAGGAGAGGUGGAAAGAAAGGCAACACAAAAAUAAUAGCUGAGUGAGAAUAAAACAAUUUACUCACACAUAAAACCAGGAACUAGUGAAAGAAAGAAAGGAAGGCUUUCAAAAUCGUAAAAGCCAAACCUAAAAUGUUUUGUAUAAAUGAGAAAGAAAAUAUAGUUUCAAUGCAUUGCAAAUUCAAGUUAUUGUCUCAGAUCAUGAAUAAAUAUGUCGACUUCUACUGGGAAAACAAUAUGAUUCCAUUCGAAGAGGAUUCCAGACACGAAUUCAAAUGUCACAGGAACCUGUCAGUCGAAGAGCUACCACCAUGGACCCAGGAAAACCAAAAACGCACGCGGAGGUCUGUUUCUCGCACACUGAAUGCUUUUCUGAACACAGGUCAAGGAGGCUCAGUUUACCUUGGCGUGGCAGAUGAUGGCAAAAUCAUAGGUUUACAAUUAACGCUAUUUCAGAGAGACCACCUAAAAGUCAAUCUUGACAAUCUGAUGAAGCGCUACAUACCACAAGUCGACUUGAAUCGAUAUGGGAUUCAUUUCAUGCCGGUCAUUAGCCGGACGGUGUCUAUGGCUGAUGUUUAUCGAAUAUGCAAUAAGAUCAAACUGGAGAGUGACAUUUUCUCGAAAGAGGAGCGCCAGCGAAGCCAUCUUUGCCAGUCGUAUGCCAGAUGCUGGUGUGAUGAGCAAGCUACCUUGAUGGUCAAAGCAGAUGAAGUCAUACACAGGUUUGUCGUUGAAAUACACAUCAAACCAUGGGACCCAAAAACUAUGAUCUGGAAUAACAUUGUUCCUGGGAUCAAUCUGCACCCAAUGCAUGCCAAUGAAGAAGGUAGAGUAUUUAUGAAGACAUUGGCUGGCGUCAAACUUUGCGAUGACCAGGACAUUAUUAAUAUAACCGUAAAAGAUGUGAAACAGAUAUUUCAAACGAGAAUUAAUAAUAUUAAGAAAAAGAUCGAAGCAUUAAAGACUGAUAAUUAACUGUU
Octopus sinensis (East Asian common octopus) is the source of this 1285-nucleotide messenger RNA. RefSeq lists its product as uncharacterized. The transcript has 2 exons. The record is from RefSeq and is a predicted model, not a curated record. Bases 435 to 1280 code for a protein of 281 amino acids. NCBI's taxonomy places the organism in Eukaryota, Metazoa, Mollusca, Cephalopoda, Octopoda, Octopodidae.